This is a messenger RNA of Paralichthys olivaceus (Japanese flounder), 3417 nucleotides long. RefSeq names its product amyloid beta (A4) precursor protein-binding, family A, member 2a (gene apba2a). Lineage: Eukaryota; Metazoa; Chordata; Actinopteri; Pleuronectiformes; Paralichthyidae. The record is from RefSeq and is a predicted model, not a curated record. Gene Ontology annotation, molecular function: amyloid-beta binding; protein binding. Gene Ontology annotation, biological process: chemical synaptic transmission. Gene Ontology annotation, cellular component: dendritic spine; plasma membrane; cytoplasm.
CCUGGGCUGCUGUGCGGCUUUUAUUCAAAACUCACCAUUCCGGAGAGCAAACCAGAUGUGAUCGGCACACGGGCGUGUUUCACAUGGAGGGACAGCGACGGGACUGAUGCUGGGUUGACAGUGGUGGGCAUGCAGGGCCAGUGAUGGCUCAUGGUAAAAACACAGGAACCAUUUCCAAAAUAUUGGCUCCCAACCCUCCACCGUGCCCCGGUACAGGACUCACCAAACAGAGCCACGAGGAGCAGCAGGGUUCGGUGAGGGAGGCGUCUGAGCAACCACCUCACACCUUCAAGGAUGACAACACCGACCAGCUGACGCCUCCUGCUUCUGCCAAACACUUUUACAUGAGCUCUGACCCCAGUCCCGAGGACAUGGAGGACACCUGCUCUGAGUACGACAACGUGGGCUCUGAUGUUGAGCAGGACUAUGACGAGGUGCUGCAUUUGAACAGGGAGGGCAUGGUGGACAUGAGGUAUUACAAGCAGUACUGUCCCGAGGAUGCUGGCUACAUAAAGCAUGCAGGAGGUGAUAAUAUUAAUGAGAACAGCAGCGCUGUUGACCAGUUCACUCCCAGAGUUCGUCAUAGCACAGAAAUAUGUGAGGGAUCGCAGUCUAACACUAAGCCUCUCAAGACGGGCCAUCGCUUCAGGUCACACUGUGUCCCCAUUCCUGUGGAUGAAGCAGAGAAGGGAGCAGAGAAGGGCCAAGAGAACAGGUUUGUUUAUAGUGACGGAGAUGAGAUAGAGGAGGUGCUGGAUGGGGCCAGGUUUAUAGAGGAUUUAGAGGAGACAGUGAACACUGUUCAAAGACCAACCAGCCUUUAUCCUGGCAAUGAUAAUGAAAAAAUUAGAAAGGGAGGCGAUGAAAGGGAAAGAGAAGAUGUCACCCGGGUUACAAGAAACCCUAAUAUCCAAGGAGCCAGUAAGAAGUGUGAGUCAUCCCACAUGGGUUCAAAAGAGAGGGAGAGGCAGGGCAAAGGACGAGGGAGGAGGGGAACAGCAGAGGACACUGAGCAUAUUGUCUCUGGGAUCAAACGAUGCUCGACCAACAGCACUGAACAGCGUCCAAAGGCUUCAGUGAGGGACUGCAAAAAGGCCGCUGUUCGCACCAAAGCUAAGUCUGGUUCCAGUAAACAACAUCCUCCUCCGCCACCCCGUCAUUCCCACGCACAGUCACCUGCAGAUGCCCAGAAGCCACAGUCUCGCCAAGAGACUCCCCCAGUUCCCAGACCCAGUCCCCCUUCUGCCAACGGCCAGGAGAACAAAGCCAGGGUCACCAAACCCUUGCCCGCUCCUCAGCACACACCACAACAACAGAGGGAGCCGCUGGAGGAGAGGCAGAGACGGCCAGAGAAAACCCAGCAGGGUGAGAAGCCAAGCACAGCCGUGAUGCCUGAGGAUGUGGUGGAGCAGCUGAGGAGGUCUCAUUGUCAGGAGCUCGUCCCUGCAGAGAUGGCCAACACACCCAAGAAAACACAGGAGGCUUCUUCUUUCCCCAGCUUUGAAGAUGUCCCAGGUCCCUGUGAGCCAGAGGACCUUAUUGACGGGAUCAUCUUCGCUGCGAACUACCUUGGCUGCACUCAGGUGUUGUCUGAUAAAAAUCCAUCCAAGUCUAUUCGCAUGUCCCAGGCUCAAGAAGCUGUCAGUCGUAUCAAGAGCCAGGAUGAAGACUCUCAGAUGAUGACAGAAGUCGACCUGUUCAUUUCCACUAAAGCUGUCAAAGUGCUGAACGCUGACACACAGGAGACAAUGAUGGACAGUGCCUUGCGUACCAUCUCUUACAUCGCAGACAUUGGUAGCAUUGUGGUUCUGAUGGCUCGGAGGCGCGUGUCUCAGGCUUCACCAGAGGAAUUUUCAGAAUCUCCCGAUUCAAACGGCGAAGGGACGACUCAGUACAGGAUGGUCUGCCACGUCUUUGAGUCCGAGGAUGCACAGCUGAUCGCACAGUCCAUUGGUCAGGCCUUUAGUGUGGCCUACAGAGAGUUCCUGCGAGCCAACGGCAUCAACCCCACCGACUUGAGCCAGAAACAAUACAGUGACAUCAUCAACUCCCAGGAAAUGUACCACGACGACCUUGUCCAUUUCUCAAACUCAGACAACUGUAAAGAGCUGCAUGUGGAGAAACAGAAAGGGGAGAGCCUCGGUGUGGUGAUCGUGGAGUCCGGCUGGGGCUCCAUCCUGCCCACCGUUAUCCUGGCCAGUAUGCUGAACAGCGGCCCCGCAGCUCGCUCGGGAAAACUCAGCGUCGGUGACCAGAUCAUGUCCAUUAAUGACACCAGCCUGGUGGGGCUGCCGUUGGCCACGUGUCAGGGCAUCAUCAAGGGUCUAAAGAAUCAGGUGAAGGUGAAGCUGAGCAUCGUGAGCUGUCCUCCUGUCACCACCGUCCUCAUCAAGAGACCUGAUCUCAAGUUCCAGCUGGGCUUCAGUGUUCAGAACGGCAUUAUCUGCAGUCUGAUGCGAGGUGGCAUUGCAGAGCGAGGCGGUGUUCGUGUUGGACACAGAAUCAUUGAAAUAAACGGCCAGAGUGUUGUUGCCAUGGCACACGAGAAGAUCGUCCAAAACCUGUCCGUGUCAGUGGGUGAGAUCAACAUGAAGACGAUGCCGGCUGUGAUGUUCCGACUGCUGACAGGACAGGAGACACCCGUCUACAUAUAGAGUCCCUGCAUGGAUUGGCCCACUGCAGCUCUGCAUGUCUGUGCCGUGUGACGACCGCUGACAGACAGACGACGGACAGGCGGCUCGGUGGGACGAGGAGAAUUUAUUUUUCUAUCAUUUUAUUUUUUUUCGGCCUCUCGUUGCAAUGCUGUAAAGAACACCCAGUUCUCAUUUUCAGGUUUCGUCUCGAAUACAUUGUCAUAAUGGCCUUACAAUGUGAAUACUCUGUCUGUAGUACUGUACGUGAGUUUCUGGUGAUGAGGAGAAGUAGCUUUAAGGUCAUGGUUAUUUUCUUAUGAAGAGAUAAAUUGGUACAUUUAUUUUUUAUUUAGUCAUUUUUAUAAUGUGUAUGGAGUUUAAAAAUGUACUUCUACUGUAAAUACUUUGGAUUACUCAAGGACUCGAUUGGAAAGGCCAUAUUACUCCUACAGUAUAUGCAUGUUAUUAUGAAGAAUUACUGACCAGGGAUUAAGUCUCAAUCUGACAUGAUAAUCUAUUACAGUAAAUAUUUAAAGAAGAUGAUAAUAUGCUGUACAAAGGCACUAGACUAUGUGUAUUAUGGUGAUGCUGACGGCCAAAGACACACACAGACUUUUCAAAGACAUACAGUAUGGGUUAUCAUUAUCUUUACCAGAGCGUACAAGAAUGUAUAAAAACACACAUUACUGAAUGUAAUGUUAAAACACACAAAAAAAAACACAGACUCACUGCUGAACACUCGCUUGUCUUUAAUUUAUUAAGGUGUUGCUGCAAAAAACAAACA